Molecule: messenger RNA, 2649 nt
Organism: Pieris napi
Lineage: Eukaryota; Metazoa; Arthropoda; Insecta; Lepidoptera; Pieridae
Product: amphoterin-induced protein 1-like
Exons: 4
Coding region: 237-2354 (705 amino acids)
Molecular function (GO): protein binding
Source: RefSeq, a predicted model, not a curated record
GCCGUCAGUUGACGACGCAACCGUACGGAAAGCGCACGUGUUUUAUCGCGAAGUGUCGGGUUUUCGUAACUUGCGAAGGUUUUAAGUGUGUGUUUGUGAAGUGUUUGUGUUUGUAUUCGAAAUCCCGAGAAAACAUGAAGUCACGGUCCAAUGAACAUUAAAAAGAUACCUUAUGCUACGAAGGAAGAACAUUCACCAGGAAUGCAUCGACACAAAGAAAUGACCAACAUAACAAAAUGGCUGACAAAUGUUGGGAAAAAUGGCUGAGGAUAUCCCUUUUAUCGCUCACCAUCUCCAUGACUGUUACUGACUUUACGACAGAAUGCCAGCGCCCUUGUGACUGUCGGUGGCAGUCCGGCAAUAAGGCUGCAAUCUGCUCAAACUCAAGCCUUAAAGUCGUACCCGCCAACCUAAGUAGCGAUAUCCAAAUAUUAGAUCUCUCCAAUAAUAAUCUUCUCCAGUUACACCAAGAAGCCUUCAAACGAGUAGGCCUAAGCAAUCUCAAAAAACUCUUCUUAAGAGACUGUAGCUUAGAAACUAUACAUAAAUCAGCAUUCGCUACAUUAGCCAUAAUGAUAGAGUUAGAUAUAUCUAAAAAUAAAAUACGAUUCCUUCAUCCAGACACGUUCCGGAGCACCGAGAAACUAAGAUUGAUAAACUUAAACAAUAAUUUGAUCGACAAAUUGGAGGACGGACUGUUUCGAAACUUAAAAUACUUACAGAAAGUCGAAGUGAGCAAUAAUAGAAUCGUCCGAAUCGGCACAAAGGCCUUCGUAAACUUACCGCAGUUAAAGAUUCUUAGAAUCGACGGUAACAAUCUGAGGCACAUGAAACCCGAAACUUUAAUGGCUUUAAGAAACUUGUCCGGCCUAGACUUACAUAAUAAUCCCUGGCGAUGUGAUUGCAAUUUACAAACGUUUCGGGAUUGGGUGAUAAGUCACAAUUUAUAUACUCCCCCAACUUCAUGUGCGGAGCCUGCUGCAACCCGCUCCAAACUUUGGAACGAAUUAGAUUCGUCAAACUUCGCCUGUCGGCCUACCAUAUUAGAGCCCUUGCCAGAUUCCACGUUCAAAAGUUAUGACGAAAACGUGACUCUGAUUUGUAAAGUUGUCGGUAACCCUACUCCAGAAGUCAUAUGGAAAUUUAACGGGAGAACUAUUGAGCUGAGGUCGUUUGGGGAAAUCCGGUAUGUUGUUACUGACAACUCACUAGAUCUUAUAAGAUGGGUUAAUCUCACGAUCCUCCACGCUAGAUAUACCGAUAGAGGAAAUUACACGUGUGUAGCAGAAAACCCAGGUGGUGCAGAUGAAAAAACAUUGACUUUAGUGUUAUCUAAGUAUAGUGGAGCAGGAACCAUAGCUGGCAUGGAAGCGGACUCUUUUGCAAUAAUGGUUGGGAGUCUCACAGCGAUAGUAAUAAUUUUUGGGGCAGUUAUAACUCUUUGCCACUGUACAACAAAUAGCAGUGAAAUGAAAAGACUGAUUAAAACAGAUACACGUUCAUCGAAUGGUGAUGCACUUAUAGAAGGCUCUGUUGCGUCUGAGCCUGAGAAACUAGUUAAAAGUGAAAUAGUUAUUAAAGCUAAUAAGAAAUACGACGCGACGCUGACCAGCCAAGCAACAGAAAUGUCGGAAUUGAACAAGACUCUACUGGAUACCGAUACUGUUUUAGCUGUAGAAGAAAAUCACCGACAGGAGGAACUAUCAAUACAUAAAGAGCUGCUAAUAGAUCGAAUAGCGAAUGACCCACAGACAUAUCCACCCGAUCUACUCUCAAUACCUCUUAGAUCAACCGCUCAGAGCUCUUCAGCUGCAUCACAUGACAGACAGAGUCCAAAAUCACCCAACUACGACGUCAUAAGCAUCAGCCCGGCAUUGUACAGCCGCUUGCAAGCUGCCAACAUCUUCAUGAGUCCAAAAGGAUACGUGACAUUACCAAGAAGAUUACCAUAUGAGAGUGAUUUACGACCAUUCUCCACACUCAAUGGCGUUAUACCAUAUUACGAAAACUUUAAUACAAAGAUGUUUGGAGGAACAUAUUACAGUUUAAACAAGAGUGAUAUGGAUAUCGGUCCUGUGAAGAUGAGGUUUGAGGAAGAACCAGCGCCAUCGCCAGCACCUGGAACACCUCAUGCCACGAUACCCAGAAACAGUGUUAGUUCCCCCAACAUCCACAACCAGUUACUGGUGUCCCAAAGAGCAGAGAAGACUCUUAAAAUUAAUCUUGAAAAUGAAAUUAAGGAUAGAGUGCGAGCGAACAUAGUUGGUGCUAGUUUAAGAACAAGUGGGCAUAGGAAAAGAAAUUCGUGUGACUUAAAUAAUUACUUGGCUGUUGACAAUGCUACACAAGUAUAGUACUCUACUUGGUAUAAGCAUACAAUUAAGUUAUCUGGCAUAAACCUACAAUACCUAAUAAAAGAACAUGUUACUGUAAAAGUAAGUCUGUGUCCUGAUAUUCUUUAAACAUUCUAUCGAUGAAAACAUGAGAUUUGAUUCACACGGAUUUACUGUGGUUUUUGAACUUGGGUCUGGGUAAUAUUCAGAAACUAGACUGAGUUUGAGAUAUAAAAGUUAAAAUUCACGUUAAAGCGGGCCAUAGACGGACCGCAUGUCGCAGUCAAGACCGACUGCAAUAUGCGGUCGCCGCACA